AUGCAUCCUACUCAUCACCCAAAGGCUACUGCUAUUGCUGAAACUGCUAAAACUGCUGAGACAAACCAUAAAACUUCAACCGUUGCAGGUAAAGCAUUUGAUAGAUUCUUGGUUAUCUGGUUAGAAAAUACCGAUUUCGAUAAAGCUGCUGAAAGUGAUGGGUUAAGUUACUUGGCUAAAGAAGGUAUCACUUUGGAUAACUAUUGGGCUGUUACUCAUCCUUCAGAACCAAACUAUAUGGCUGCUGUUGCUGGUGAUUAUUUUGCCCUUGAUGAUGAUCGUUUCAUUUCAAUGCCAAAAAACGUUUCAACAGUUGUCGAUUUAUUAGAUACUAAAAACAUCUCAUGGGGUGAAUAUCAAGAACAUUUACCAUAUACCGGGUUUGAAGGUUUCAAUUAUUCAAAUCAAGAAACUUAUGCUAAUGAUUACGUUAGAAAGCAUAAUCCUUUAGUUAUCUAUGAAUCUGUUACUGAUGAUAAAGAAAACUUGAAAAACAUUAAAAAUUUCACUCAAUUCCAAGAAGAUUUAGAAAAUCAUACUUUACCACAAUGGGCCUUCAUCACUCCAAACAUGACUAAUGAUGGUCAUGAUACAACAAUUAACGUUGCUGCAACUUGGUCCAAAAAUUUCUUGGAACCUUUAUUACAAAAUGAAUACCUAAUGAACAACACUUUAAUCUUGUUAACUUUUGAUGAAAAUGAAAACUAUAAAUUGAAAAACAGAGUCUUUGCAGUUUUAUUAGGUGGUGCAGUCCCAGAUGAAUUGAAAGGUACCAUUGAUCAUACUUUCUAUGAUCAUUAUUCAGAAAUCUCCACGGUUGAAGCCAACUGGGAUUUACCAAACUUGGGUCGUCAUGAUGCUAAUGCCAAUGUCUUCCAAAUCGUUGCAAACAAAACAGGUAUCCAAAACAAAGAAGUUGACACAACCUAUUUAGUCAAUAACCACACCUAUGUCGGUUACUUAAACGAUGACACUGUCCAAUUACCAGCUCCAAACGUCAGCGCUAUUGGUGUUAACGGUAAUGGUGUUUUAGACUCAAUCAAAUCCCAAUGGUCAGACGUUUUCGCAAAGCAACAAUCUGAUGGUUAUUUCAAAUCCUCAACAACUACUCUAGUCACUGGUUCAAUCGGUGAUGCUACAACUACUGCUAUGGGUGCUUUGGUCUCUGGUAGUGCUGGUGUUUCAGCUUUGAUUGCCUUUGGUUUAGCUUUAUUGAUCUAA
Hansenula anomala is the source of this 1221-nucleotide messenger RNA. RefSeq lists its product as uncharacterized. Gene Ontology annotation, biological process: phospholipid catabolic process. NCBI's taxonomy places the organism in Eukaryota, Fungi, Ascomycota, Saccharomycetes, Phaffomycetales, Wickerhamomycetaceae. The transcript has 3 exons. Gene Ontology annotation, molecular function: hydrolase activity, acting on ester bonds. The record is from RefSeq and is a predicted model, not a curated record. The coding region runs from base 1 to 1221 and encodes 406 amino acids.